UUUAAAGAUUCUUAGCCCCACGCUCGAUAUCCACAAAGUCAAAGCUGCUAUGGCCCGUUCAUCUCCCGCCACAUUGAUAAAUCUGCCUGCUGAACUUCGACUUCAAAUUGUCAAUUAUCUUGACUACCCUUCGCAGUUGAUUUUGUCUCAGUCUAAUAGGUAUUUACGCUCUAUUGUUGGGGUUGAAAAGCCUACAACAGUGGAGCAGAAGUUAUCAUACUUGUGUCUUGCAGAGACAUGGAGAAGGUACGAUGAUAACUUUGCUUGUAGCCGCUGUCUCAAGCUUCGUUCCAAGGAUGAGUUUGCCGACAAACAAGUAUCGGGAAAGAGGGGGAAACAACACACUGAAAAUAAUCGUCGAUUCUGCCUCGCUUGUGGUGUCUGGAAAGGCAUAUACCAAACUGGACAGGUGAUACGGAUUAAGAAACAUGAUCACUUCCUCUGCUGUUUGUGUUGGGAGAUAUGUGGAUAUGGGCUAUAUUGUCGAGUUUGCAGUCGCUGCGAGGAUUGCCUUCAGCCUGCAAUGGCCAAAAGCAAUACCGAACCAGCUGUUUCGGGACAAUUGAGGGAAGAUAGCCACUGCCCUAAUUGCCUAGAACACCGUUUGAGAUAUUUGGGAGAUCCUGAGCCGACCCCAUCUGCGAGUGCGGAGGACAUGCUACUCCAGCUACCUCUAUCACUGAGGAUGGCCGAAUUCAAAGAAUACUAUGGGAUGAUAGCUAGCCCAGAAUGGUUUGAGGAAGAUAUUGCGAAGGGAAUUUUCUAGUCUGAUAUUACACUUCUUUGCCUUAUCUGCUUGCCAUAUAUACAUAUAUAUCUUAUCCAUAG
Aspergillus steynii IBT 23096 is the source of this 828-nucleotide messenger RNA. RefSeq lists its product as uncharacterized. NCBI's taxonomy places the organism in Eukaryota, Fungi, Ascomycota, Eurotiomycetes, Eurotiales, Aspergillaceae. The record is from RefSeq and is a predicted model, not a curated record. The transcript has 2 exons. Gene Ontology annotation, molecular function: protein binding. The coding region runs from base 50 to 766 and encodes 238 amino acids.